Molecule: messenger RNA, 1832 nt
Organism: Chenopodium quinoa (quinoa)
Lineage: Eukaryota; Viridiplantae; Streptophyta; Magnoliopsida; Caryophyllales; Amaranthaceae
Product: probable mannitol dehydrogenase
Exons: 5
Coding region: 628-1740 (370 amino acids)
Biological process (GO): lignin biosynthetic process
Molecular function (GO): zinc ion binding; cinnamyl-alcohol dehydrogenase activity
Source: RefSeq, a predicted model, not a curated record
GACCAAUUGACAAUUGGUGUACUGGUGAUGAUUGAGGCUACGCUUGUUAGAGAGGAUUGAGUAUUUGAUCCCACGCAACAUUAAUUGGGAGAAAAAUGAAACCUAACCAUCCAAAACUGAUCCUCGAAUUUGGAUUAGUCUAAAAAAUAAACCGGGUGAAACACCAAAAAAAAUAUAUUUACAAAAAAAUAAAAAGUUCAAAAUAGAGCAUGCGAAUAAUACAAAAAGUCACAACUUUGUGUAAUUUUUGGGAUGGAUUUUAAUUUAGAGUUGAAUAGUUAAAUCUCAAAUGACUCAUGAUAUUGUUCAAAGAGACAAUCAAGUUAGGCUCAAAACAUACAACUACAGGAGAAGGUCGGUGGGACAACUAAGAGUGGAGUUUAUGUAAAUACCAAUAACCUUUUCAAAAAGACAUAACAUAAGAUAUUGUCUAAAAGCAUAUCACGCACAUACAUGAUUUGUGCAUAAUCUAGUUUUUAAUCCUAGACUAGAUAUAUUUAUCUAUAUAGUUAGAGUGGUAUGUAUUACCAGUACUAGCUCUCACUCUAGUGUCAAUUUAUUUGUUACAAAAUAGAAAAGUAUCCUUCUUAGCCCGUACGCUUGCAUUCGUUCACCUUUCAUUCAACAAUGGCAAACUCUGAAUAUGUAGAAGAACAAGAGGCCUCCGUACAUCCAGUAAAGACUUACGGAUGGGCAGCUCGAGACGAGUCCGGAAUUUUAUCUCCCUUCUACUUCUCUAGAAGGAUGACAGGAGAAGAGGAUGUGAGAUUUAAGGUGAUGUACUGUGGAAUAUGCCAUACAGAUCUUCAUUUUCUCAAAAAUCAUUGGGGCAUAUCUUCAUACCCACUUGUUCCCGGGCACGAGAUUGUGGGAGUGGUGACUGAAAUUGGCACCAACGUCACAAAAUUUAAAGUCGGAGACAAAGUUGGGGUAGGAUGCAUGAUUGGCUCAUGUCGCACAUGCGAGUCAUGCGCUAAAAACCUUGAAAAUUACUGCCCUAAUAUGAUCCUCACUUACUCUGGCAAAUACUAUGAUGGAACCACAACUUACGGUGGCUACUCCAAUGAAAUGGUGGCGGACCAACAUUACGUUGUUCGAAUCCCCGAUGAUCUUCCCCUCGACACGAGUGCGCCACUACUUUGUGCCGGAAUCACGGUGUAUAGCGCGUUGAGGUAUUUCGAGCUUGAUGCAAGAGGAAAGCAUGUAGGGGUUGUGGGACUUGGAGGGCUUGGUCAUCUGGCUGUGAAAUUUGCAAAAGCAUUUGGUUUAAAGGUUACUGUUAUUAGUACUUCUCCUAGCAAGUGUAAGGAAGCUUUGGAACGUUUUGGUGCUGACCUUUUUUUGAAUAGUCAUGAUCAAGAUCAAUUACAGGCAGCAAUGAGCACUAUGGACGGGAUCAUCGACACCGUGUCCGCUGAUCAUUCAAUCGAGACUCUACUUCACUUACUUAAGUCUCAUGGAAAGCUUAUUGUGGUUGGUGUACCCCAAAUGCCUCUCCAAGUGCCCAUCUUCACUUUGCUAGGAGGAAGGAAGAUGAUAGCUGGAAGUGGAAUUGGAGGGAUGAAAGAAACACAAGAAAUGUUGGAUUUUGCAGCAAAACAUAACAUUAAAGCAGAUAUUGAAGUGAUUCCGAUGGAUUACAUAAACACGGCCAUGGAUCGUCUUUCCAUGGGUGAUGUUAGAUAUCGGUUCGUCGUUGAUGUUCGCAACACAUUACAAAAAACCAUGUCUUCAGUUUAGGGUUUCUUAAGCUCGAUCAUGCUUGAUUUGGUGAACCAUAUUUUCGUGUAUUCCAUUUCUUCAAAUAAGAAUAAAUUUACAAAUUAUGUUAA